CCAGUGUAAUAUGAUAGGGCGUUUAACACUUUGAUGGUAGCAAUCUAUUCUAAAUAUAGAUUUUCAACAUUUUGAUAAUCUGUUUGUGUUUCCCUCCCGCACAGCAAAAAUUGACUUUGUUCCUGAACUGUUUAUGGCUUCUUCGAGUGGACCCCCCCUUCGUUGCGCGAGGCACUACCAAAGAACCACAGAUUUGCCAAACUGACCUACUUUCCGUGAGUACGUCGCACUUGUUCGGCACGAUUCAAGAUCGACCACCAUCAAAAAACGACGUGGUCAUGGUUCGACAACACCAUCGGGCCGAGCUAGAACUGUCGUCUCCGUAGAAUCGCGCUUCUUGUGGUUCGAAAUCAUGGAGCGGGAGAUUGAGACGGACCAGCGGCGAAUGGAAGAUGGAGAGCCUGAGGCUGGUGUUGAGGUACCAAUGCUGUUCACUAAAUUAUAUUUAGAGCAGGAUAAAAAGCUUAGUUGCAGCAUGAUGAAAUUGCGACUCUACCCUGCAAAAAAAAAUGUACAAGUACGUGAAAGUCUGCUCUGCAUGACCUGGUGAUGAUCCAGUUGUCUGGUAGCUGUGAAAAAAGAUCCACGCAUCCGAAACGAUUAUUACCAGGUGGAGCAGCACAACGUCAGCACUGUAGGCGGAGCCCAAGGAUCCGGUUUUCCAGGCUAUCGUAGAGAAAAACCCCUCCUCUCACCAGUACCAAAAACGCAUGCUUCUGAAAAUUUGUGAUGCUGAUUUAUGAUCACAAAUCGCGGCGUUCAUCGACGUGCAAGAAAGUAAAUCGUCCACAGUUUCCCUCGCAUGUUGAUGCAGGCGAUUUGUAAUGCUGCUGCGCCCACAAAGCAGGGGUAGGAACCUGCUAUGCUAACCGCCAUUUCCACAACAUGACUGCACAGGCUUUGGCUCUGCCACCUGCAGAGCCGCAGUGCAAGACAAAGCUGUGAACACCAUCCGCGCAUCACAGAUUUCCAUACGAAUGUAGGGACGAGGAGGGGUUUUUCAUUUUUACACAGGCCCGGUCGACCACCGCACGAAUGAUCUCGCUCCCGAUGUGUCCAUGCCAGAGGCUACACUCGAGUCCGGCACCGAUAUGCAAGGCGAAAAAACCUGUGUUUAGAGUAACAAGCUACUGUCGUAGUCGUGGAAUGCAAAGCAGAGUCCGUUGUCAUGCGGAAGAAUUUUUGUUUUCCUUUUCUUGCGUAUAAAUGCAGUACGUUGAUAUUUUUACACUACACGCCGGUUUUUUCUAGGAUUUCCUUCGCGAAUGUCAAGCAGCAGUGCAAUGAUGACGGCGAGGUACUAUAGUUUUGGGAUCUGAUCAUGAUAUGCACAAUUUGGUUCUGGAGAUCUGUCAUGCAAAAACAACACUAUAUGUCAUCAUCAAUGAAACUUCGUUUCGUCAUGCUCGCAACACGAGCUCUUGUUUCUUCAGGCAAACAAGUUCACCUCCAGUAGUGCCAGCAUUCUGCCAGCGCCCUCCAGCUCCUCCAGUACCGACGCAAACUCUGUGGGUGUCGUCGCGCCGUCGGAUGUGGAAAUGCCAGAUUCAUCCGUGACGCCGCCUUGCGGAAACGAUUUUUGUGCAGCUCCUGAGGUACUUAUCUCUUGUAUAGAAAUUGUUCGCUUUGCUGGUGAAAGAAAUCAUGCAAUUAUGCUCAAUUGAUUUAUCAUUCCGUCGGCGCGUUGUCAUAACUGCCGGCCUUGUCAUGCGAGAACAACUCUCAGUACAAUCUGCAGGUAAAGCAGCCUCCUGAACCUCUGCUGGGCGACUCUCCGGGCGGCGAUGUGACGGUCACAUUGGAGGUGCAAGUCGCAAGCCAGGUACUAGAAACAUCUUUCUUGAGAGGUCAGGAAUCUAGUUGCGAUGAAUCGUAGUUUAUGCAUGAACAGGGACAACAUGAAGUGAAAUUAUGAUGUCGUGUCGUAUGAGUGAAAUUUUGCUUUCAUGCUGCAUGACAAACUUUUGGAACUGUACACGGAAAACAAAACGUAUAAGACGAUGAUCCGAAGCACUUUUUCUCACGAUAAUCCAGGGUCCGGUCGUGCAGCGGCAGGUUGUAGCGAAGUGAAAAAAAGGUGUUGCUGGUUCGAAAACUGUGUGUCGCAAUUUGAUGAAAGAUAAUCAUGCUUGCUGUUCGCGUGUGAAGGAGGGCCCCGAAGUGCAAAUUUGCCAUGCUGAUGUUGGGCAUGCAUGCAUGCAUGGAUGACAGGGCGUGAUGAUGUUCGCUGCGCAUCUGACUACACAGAAAAAGACUCGAACACACACGUUUUUUCGAGUUGCAUACAGCACGAUACCCGACUACACAACGAAAUCCAAGACCACACGGUUUCGAGACCUCCUGGUUGCGGCCUCGAUAGAAUUGUCAUCCAAGGAGAAAGUUGUGCCGCCGGUCCUUGUCGCGUUGCGUCGUCGCACCGCGCAGCCAGCCAAAACCAGCUCUGCGAACGAACGCGACGCAGGUACCCCGAGUGCCGAGCCCGAUCCACAGUGCAAGGAAGCGUGGCCGGGCGUCGAGCCAAGACUGGCGAAAUCCGAUGUUGCUGGCAGGCUUUCCCCCGAGGACAACUUGGAAAACGGCGAAGUGAUCCAGGCUGCCAUUGAAUACCCGUUCCCCAAGCUGCCGUUUUACCAGAGGUUGUCCGAGCUGGAAACCGAAGCGGAGUUGGCAGCGGUUGACCACGAAAAUUGGCACAGCUUGUCUCUACAGGGCAUCCGGCUUGCCCGGUACGGAAGUAAGCUCGCAGCAUUGUGGAUAGAGAUGCUGGGGCACGACUGGAAAGUUCUCGACAACGCACACCGGAAGGAAUGGCGCGACAUGCACGCCGCUGCGCUGUUUUCUACUGCGCAUCUCGCAGCGCAUCCCUUCGCCACGACCUUUAUGUAUGACGUGGAUCUCCCUCUCGUCUCUCUCCGUGCUGGGGAUAAAGCAGAUGACCCCAACAGGGACUUCACCUUCUGCCUGAACGACCGCAGCAAGGACAACGACAUGUGUGUCGGACUUAAAAUCAAGUCUCUCUCGGGAAGUUUUUCUACAGAACGGCCACAGCAGUCGACAGAGUAUGACGGAUACGCCGAGAAGUUCUGGAACGAUGAGUUUCUCGGCCUUAGCGAUGAGUUUCGCCCGAUUGCAGACGACCCGUGGGAGCAAAGAAACGCAGCAGUUGCCCAGGCCUGGCUCCGGCAGUUUUGCGUGUCCUGUGUACUCACGUGUAAGCAGCUAGAAGGACCGCUCAAGACGCAGAGAGACGACUGUAUUCAAUUUUUGUCCAUUCGGGACGUUCUUUUGAUUCUACUGCGUAUACCGUACAACUCACGAUCAGAUUUUGUGAUGCCACCACACAGUGUGGGCUUUGCAAUGAUGCGCUUGCGCAGCAAAUGGGUGCGCAAGGAAUUUGUGACACUCUUUUACUCCGGUUUUACUGUGAUCGCUACGCGAAAUAUUUAGACGGAUCAUUUCAUUUCUAAAAACAGAUCCGGGACGCGAGAGCGGCUUUGAAUACAACCCCUUCAUCUUCGCCACCCUCUUUUACGUCCGGAAGUGUCUCCAGUCGUACCAAGAUCUGUCUGCGGACGAGUGUUGGCAGAUGAUCGAGGCCGUCGCAAAUUGUCCGUUCUUACCGUGCCACGACACGUCAUUCGAGAUUCCAGGACCAGACGGCCCACAAGACUUCCGAAUCUCCGACCGGGUUCCGGAGCCCCUAUUGCUCAUCGCCGUCGACCUGUUGCGCAAGCUCGUCGGGAAAGACGUGACUACAGUGCCGAACUUUCAGGUAAAAACGCUGCAAAAGCUCAACGCACACAUCGAGUUUGCGCGAAGCCAGCACGUUCGGGUACUUUGCGAGACCUACCGCGCGCCGCUGCGCAAAGUAAACCCAGCCCGGUUUGACCCGUUCGCGGUGGAGUACCAUUUGCAGUCCCCGCCGCAGUGGAGAGAAGAAAGAUCUCCAACCCACAGUACACCGAUCUUGCCAAAAGCCUUCUACAACAUGUACAAGCCGCGGUAUGAGGGGCAAGGAAUGCCAUUCUUUUACCAGGAUUGCGGGCCCGCGUACGACUUCUCUUCUGCUGUCUCAGCCGUGCACGAUUUUUUGUUGUCCGCCACAGAAACGACGUCGCGACUGAAGUCAACCUCUCCGCGGACGCGGCUCGACGCAGGGGCGCCACACGAUGUGGUGUGUAAGGUGAAGACCGCGGAUUCCAGCCGCACAAAACCUCUCCCGCAAACCUCCGUCGACAGCGCCAUAACGGUCCAACUCACAAACGCCGGCGGCGACAGCUUCAGCGUAAGUCAACACCCAUUUGUUGCGACUGGGCGUUUUCGCCCUUCACUAAUUUGGUAUGCGACAACUCUUCAUCUCCACUUGAAGUGAUAGUGAUGCAUACAUAUGCCAAAUGUUUCUUCCGAAACAGGUCACUAUCUCCGACUAUGACACCAAGCCUGCGGAGGAACGGUUUCACGAACUCAAACUGGAGGCAGCGAGGUUAUUCAUUGCGAAGAUAUCUGGGUCUGGAAGAACGCGGCCUUCUGAUGCGGAUUUUGCACCAGGUAAAAAUCUAUACCGCUGAGUCAGCAAAAGAUGUGCGAUUUUUGCCUCCAGGAGACGACAUAAUUUCUCAUGGACAUUAGGCAUGAAGAAGUCUCUGCAGAAUUUGACAUGCUCUGCGUGCAUGGCCGAAUUCCGAUAACUACCAUCCAAAACUGCAUGACAAAUAUGUGAUUCUGUCAGACCCAGACAUGUUUGCAUUUGAUGGAGAUGGAUGUCCAGCAGCACCGAAAACAUUAUUCCAUCAGUGCUGAUCAACUUCCUGCGCCAAGGUCUCCGCAGCGGCUCUUCCACAGAAGAGCUGUCCACGUCGCAAUCACCUGUUGCUGUACUGCAAGAUGACGAGCUGCAGGACGGGGAAGAGCUCGUGGUGUACGUGGUAGGCCCCGAUCGUUUUUCCGGCUUCGAGGCCUUCGCCCAAGCUGAUCCAGACGAACGGGUCGGCUGGUUUUACCACAAUAAAAACAUCGACGCCGCGAACUUUUUCCUGCAAAUUCGUGAUCACGUCGGGAUCGCGGACAGGGGGAUAGACGAAGAGCAAGUUGAUUAUGGCAAACGCGUGCGAACAUACGUAUUCCACUGUACGCCGCAAGAACCUCUACUUUUCUUGCAGCACCUUCUAAACCUAGGAUACUGCUUGGCAUUACCAUGAUGGCUUGAAUGGAAGAAUAAGCAACAUGGAUGAGUGAGGCUUUUGCGUGCAUUUUUCAGCGGAAUAAACUUGGGCGGAGUCGCUCUUUUGCUCUCUUGCCUACCCAUAUGAAAAUCUUUCGGUGGACGGUAUGGGUGCGUCACCCAGCUCCUUUCGUCCGCAGCAUCACAUCGGCGGCAAUGCCAGCGCGGAAAGAAACUUUGCGGUUGUGCAAGCGUGGUUGCACGAGUUUUGUUACUCUUGCCUCCUGGACAUCGCUACGCUGCCGGUGGUACUGCAGGACGAUUUUGCGGCGAAAAAAAGUGCAGAACGAGAUGCAGCGGCAAGCCAGGGCGAGUUUUGCUUCGUCACGCUUCUGGUCGUCCUCCGACCGAUUGUCGAACACAUUGCUCUGCACGAAUAUCUUCCAGUAUCGGGGCCACUCGCGUUCGCCGGAAAUGAGGAAAUCACGCUGGCGCUGCAACCGGUGUGGACGAGCGCGGCUAUUUGGAAAAUGAUAGCAGCACUCGCGAACUGCCCUCCGAGACCGGCACUCUCGACACAAGCAGGCGACGCCCCCUUGUGGCAUUUGAAGGAACGCGUGCCCGAGCCAGUGCUCCUCAUCGCAAAUGACUUGCUCAUGGUCGUGAUGGGCAGGCAGCAGGGGAGGGUGACGGAGGAACAGGAACAAAUCAUCCGAAAAUUGCAUGCGGCGGCAGAGUUCGCUCAUGCGCAGCACGUCAGGAUUCUGGAGAUGCACUUGAACAUAAGGCGAAACGGCUGGGGAGAUAUGCCGUGCAAAUAUCUCUGAAUCUGGAAAGUUGUGGUGCUACUUGAUAAGUGCAUGACAAAGUCGUGACUUGAAUACGCAGCUAGGCAUGACAGAUUCUUGCAUGGUCCUGUGGCGAGUAGAGCGCAUGAGAAAAUGCGCUGUCGCAGAAACGGAACCACAGCCAGCGCUAUUCCGGAAACUGCAUUACAGUUUCCAGAGGAGUUGUAAUGCUGGACUGUCGCCUGAGGCGAGGGUUCAGCAUUACAACUCCGGCAUUUUUCUUCAAGAUCUAGAUUCAGAGGUAUUUGCAUGUGAUCAACAUGAACCCAGACGCGAAUGACGAAACCAUUCAGCAGCGAGUACAAGAACUCAUCUGCGCAACCCGGGGUAUGCCGUUCCAGGACAUGAAAUAUGGCUGCAAAGAGAACAGCUGUACGUACGCACAGGCCCUUGCACUUCAUAUAAACUUGCGAAAUGUUUUGCUGAUGCGGAAGCUGUGUUUAAAGUUCGGCUUGGCCAUAGAGUCAAUUUCAAAAAGCGUUGUUUGUGUUUCGUGUAAUUUGGCGUCAGUACAGCUACAACCUUUCCAAGCGAUAUACCUGGUAAUUGUGGCCACCAAAACGCCUACACAUCGCAGCUUCUUGUCGCAUCUACUCAAGAAAAAAAAUGUAGCCCUCACGAUUGCUUGCAUCAUCUUCCAGUAUGCAUCUUUUUUUUCAGUUCCAAAAAGUAUACAUUAUGGAACUCGACUAGUAUGUACGGAUCGUCCGAACAAUGUGCAUUGCUUCUGCGAUGCAUCGGUUUCCAUUGUGUGCGCGACACUUCGGUUUCCUUGCCUAACUACGUGAUUUGCAUACAGCAAGCGGUCGUCAGUGACAGUUGCAGGGGAAUCGUCUUUUUUUUCCGCUCCAUAAGUGUGCAAGGGCAGAAAGUGGAUCCCGACGCAGAGGUUUUAUCCUGGGAAAGAAGUUUUACAGUGACACAUUCGUUGUAACUUCAGCAACACAAACUUGCGAUGCAUGGCAGGAAAAAACUUGCAUUGCAGAGACCAUAAGGAAGGAAACACAGGAAAGUACACUCCUGAGUAUAUUUUUUAUGACAGAAAUUGAUAGUCUUGCUUGCUGUGCCAGACAAUGUGUCAGUUCUGUAAAUACUUUUUAUACUGCAUAGGCUUUUGACUUCCAAUACUCCACAGUCUUCUUGUGCAUUGCAAAUAUCCCUGAACGUCUGGACAGUUACAAGAGUUGUCAUGCAGGUUUUCCAUGGCUCAUGCGGUCUGGCAUAGAAGAUGCAGCAUCUCAGAUUCUGCGAUAUCUCUAUCAUGCCUCGUCUGCAUGAGAAACUGCCUCCCAACUUCAGUAAAAGUGGACAACUUGUAGCAAUCACGAAAUACAGACUUAGCAUGACAAGUUGCAGCGAUCAAGAUAUCCAAGAAUAUUUGCAAUGCAUACUCCUACGAGGAAGAUCAGUUUCACGUGACGCAGGUGUUUCGAUGGCACGCAGAGAUCAUGUCCUCCUUGAAGAGGGACUGGAAAGGAGCCCAUGAAAGGUUGUGGAAAGCGGUUUUCUGUAAAGAUGUACCUGAAGAGGUCAGUCCAUCUGUACCUUUUGCGGCCUUCUUUCUCAACUCCAGUGACGAGUACUUCGUGGCAGAACUUAUUCAGUAUCACUCAGUAAGCGUCCGAAAAUGAAUUUAUGCAAUUUGUUAUUUUUCACCUGAACGAAUCACAGUACGCAAAAACGAAACCUAAGAAGCGAAUUCUAUUCGAAAAUAAUGUCAAGACCGUCACGAAUGAGAACUUUUGCUAUAAACGUUACCAGUAACUCGGACUUGUGAAUCAAUUCAAAACAGCAGGCUUUAAUAAGAUCACAAGGCCGCGAAAGGACAUCCUAAGGCGACAGUGCCGAAUCGACUACAUUCUGCAGCGUGGACUUUUUAACGAGGUUCAACUAGAGGUAGCAGAUGUUGCAAAAUGUGCGAAUUCUGAUUGUAGAAAACUUCGAUGCGACUCUUGCGUUAGAU
This is a messenger RNA of Amoebophrya sp. A120, 7972 nucleotides long. The record is from the annotation of a GenBank genome assembly. NCBI's taxonomy places the organism in Eukaryota, Dinophyceae, Syndiniales, Amoebophryaceae.